Octodon degus (degu) is the source of this 1309-nucleotide messenger RNA. RefSeq names its product mucin 19, oligomeric (gene Muc19). The record is from RefSeq and is a predicted model, not a curated record. Lineage: Eukaryota; Metazoa; Chordata; Mammalia; Rodentia; Octodontidae. The annotation marks the transcript as partial. Gene Ontology annotation, molecular function: protein binding. The transcript is spliced from 20 exons.
AUUCCACGAGGGUAACCUUCAGCACGACGAUACCUCCUCCUGGCAUUUCCAGCACAGAGGCCACAACCGCUACAGGGACCACGCGUGCAGUGCUGUCCAGAGAGGCCACAACUGUGGCACAAGGCAGCAGCACUCUUGGGAACGCAUCCAGAGCAGGCACCACCACGACUCUGAGAAGCCACACAACUGGGAUUCUGACAGAGACUACAACUUCAUCAGGAGUACCCAAGGAGUGGUCUCUGGAACGACUGUUGAACCUGGAAGUUCCAUUACAGUUGUUACAGCCUCUGGAGGUGGUGCGACCACAGAAAGUGGAAUGAGUACCGGGGCUACAACUUCCACAGAAGUUGGGACUACAACUUCCACAGAAGUUGGGACUUCCACAAAAGGUGGAAGGGUCACUGGUUCCACUGGGACUGUGUCCUCACCCAGAAGUCUCCACACAGAGACCACAGUGUUUCAGGAAGAUAUUGGGACAACCAAGAUAGAAGUUUCAUCAGGUACUCCCAGGGUAGCAGCUAGCACAAGCACUGUCCCUGCAAGUUCAAACACAGAUACUUCCAAGGAAACAUCUGGAACAACUGCCACUCCUGGAACUACUACCACAGGAUGCCCAGCAGCACCUCCACCUGCUCCAGUUUGUCAUGGUCCGCUGGGAGAAGAAAAGUCUCCUGGGGACAGCUGGGCCUCCCAGUGCCAUCAGUGUACCUGCACCCACACGAGGGCCGUGCAGUGCCAGCCUAAGGAAUGCCCCGCCCCGCCCACGUGCACAGCGGCAGAGAAGCUGGUCCUGUUUAACGACACGUGCUGUGAAAUCGGACGCUGUGAACCAAGAACAUGUUUAUACAAUAAUACUGAUUAUGAGAUUGGUACUUCCUUCAAUGACCCCAGCAACCCGUGUGUCUCCUACUCCUGCAGUGACGCUGGCUUGGUUGCCGUCGUCCAAAGCUGCCCAAAGCAGACUUGGUGUGCAAAGAAAGAUAGAACCUAUGAUUCAAACAAAUGUUGCUAUAAAUGUAACACCAGCUGCAGAUCUUCCCCCGUGAAUGUCACUGUGAACUACAACAAUUGCAAGAAAAAGGUUGAGAUGGCAAGAUGUGUAGGGGAGUGCAAAAAGACUGUCCGGUACAAUUAUGAUCUGUUUCAGUUGGAAAAUUCAUGUCUUUGCUGCCGAGAAGGAAACUAUGAGUAUAGAGAAAUUAGCCUGGAUUGUCCGGAUGGUACCACGCUGUCCUACAAAUACAGGCACACCACCAGCUGCUCCUGCGCCGACCUGUGCCACACUUCCCAAACUGCAGCAAUGCGUUAA